This is a messenger RNA of Chroicocephalus ridibundus (black-headed gull), 1173 nucleotides long. It is a transcript of the gene SPMIP3, whose product is annotated as sperm microtubule inner protein 3. Bases 1 to 480 code for a protein of 159 amino acids. The record is from RefSeq and is a predicted model, not a curated record. NCBI's taxonomy places the organism in Eukaryota, Metazoa, Chordata, Aves, Charadriiformes, Laridae. The transcript is spliced from 5 exons.
AUGAGAGCCUUCGAAGCGUACACCAGGAGACAGGAAUUCGGCAUGUUGUACUCCGCAAGGAAACUGAGGGAGUUUAUAGGUCCCGCACCAAUCCUGCCUUCAGGCUCAGUUGUUCAUUCUGGAAAAGAUGUCCAUGGUUUCUAUCCCGGGCAACUAGGACGGGUCCACAAGGCACACACAUCCCGCGGAGCUCCAGGACCUUUCAGCAAACUGCAACCAGCUCCAGUAAACUAUGAAGCCAAAACUCCAUUCCAACCUGACUUUGACAAUUCAGCUCUCGGGAAUUACGUGCGUUUUCAAAAACUAAUGGAAAAGACCACCAUCGACUGGUACAAUCAAACUUCGUACAAAGCAGCAUUUGACUUGCCGUAUCACAACUCAAGUCACGAGAAUAAAUAUACACCUAAGGAUCCCGGACCACGUAUUAUCUGGACAAGUACUCGUAGAAGGAUGUUUUCAACUUUCCAGGCCUGCACUUGAGUGGAAGAAUCAAAAGAAACUGAAUCAGCUGAACUUAAAAGAAAGCACAAGAACAAACUACUCUUGCAUCCAAGACAAUUCUGGUUUGUUUCUUUAAUUGCACAAAUACUUUCUACCAUACCAUUUUAGGCUAUGGCUUUAUUGCUUAGAAAUCCUGCUGCAUGUGGGCAUAUCAAUUCCUCAACUGAAAAACGAGGGUAGUUUGUCCAGUGGAGUGAUAACAGUGGGAGAAUUGAAACAUGCCUUGAACUUGAAGCUCUCUCCUUGGCAGAAGCGAAACAGAACUACAUAGUAACCCCUCAUUUAUACACUCACUGUAGAAGGAAAACAUGCCCUCGUUUGUUUAUUUACUCACUCCUUGAACCAGCUAGGCCCCCAGUCCUUGGCUGGUAGUUUCACUGACAGCACAAAUCCCCUUGGUGCCUCCUACAGCUACAGAAAGGCAAGAAUACUAAGUAAUUAUUACUUAUUGUUCAUAUUGCAAGGUCAGUUCCCUCCAUCGCCUCAAAAAAAGUAAUAUUGGGUUUUUUUCCUUCUAAAUUAACAUUGGAAUUUAUGUUUCACACAGUUAUAUCCCUCCUUCUCUUCAUCCGGGAAUUGGGAACAGAUUUUUAAUUCAAGACUGCCCUUAGCUAGGGAGGGAUGGUACGGCUUUCUCCUGGACUGCAAGGCUGACAGCAGAACUAGACCCUC